AUGGCGGGCGCAGGUAUUUCAACAAGUGCAGGCAUUCCUGAUUUCCGCUCUCCUGUAACAGGACUUUAUUCCCGUCUAGAAAAAUAUAAGUUGCCCUAUCCCGAGGCGCUAUUUGAUAUUCAGUAUUUCCGUCGAGAUCCCCAGCCCUUCUACACCCUAUUCGAAGAGUUGUAUCCAGAUGGAACGAAAUAUCGCCCUACACUGACGCAUACUUUUAUUCGCCUUUUGGAAAAGAAAGGGAAACUCCUUCGUUUAUUCACACAGAAUAUCGACACGUUAGAGCACCUGUCUGGACUAAAUGAAGACAAGAUUGUCGAAGCGCAUGGAUCAUUUUCAAAGGCCCGUUGCAUCAAUUGCAAGACACCUGUCUCCAGGGAAUGGUUAAAAAAGAAGGUGAAAGGUGGUCAUGUCGCUCGUUGCGAGCAAUCCAAGUGUCAAUAUGAGACAACACUAGCGCCACCGAUCAAGCCAGAUAUUACUUUCUUUGGAGAGAGCUUGCCCGAAAGGUUCUUUGAAAGACUCUAUGAUCUUCGAAGAGCCAAUUUACUCCUUGUAAUGGGGACAUCGUUGGUCGUGCAACCAUUUGCGUCGCUCAUUGACGAAGUGCCAUUGGACUGCCCGCGCGCCCUUCUAAAUCUAGAGCGCGUUGGUGAGACUGGGCGGGGUAGUAUGUUUUCGAAAUUUGGUCUGGAUUUCAGCGAAGGGUUUGAUUUUGAUUCAGAAGACUCGCGCGACAUAUUUUGCCCUGGUGCCGUCGAUAAAACGGUGCGUCUCAUAGCCCAAAAGUGUGGUUGGGAGAACGAAUUGGACGAAAUGCACCAACAGAUGCACCGAAAAUUGGACCGCAUACAUGGCUUGACGGUGCAAUUUGAUGAGAGGAAACAACUCUCGACGAAAAGCACGUCAGCUACACUCGCCGAUUCACUAGCAGAUCAGCUUCGAACCACGUCAUUGGAAGACGACAAUGACGCUAAAGACGAGUUGUGUGAUAAUAUUGCUGAUGAGAAAAAUGGUGCCAAGGAAAAACUGUAG
Malassezia globosa CBS 7966 is the source of this 1032-nucleotide messenger RNA. RefSeq lists its product as uncharacterized. Gene Ontology annotation, cellular component: nucleus. The transcript has 3 exons. The record is from RefSeq and is a predicted model, not a curated record. Lineage: Eukaryota; Fungi; Basidiomycota; Malasseziomycetes; Malasseziales; Malasseziaceae. Gene Ontology annotation, molecular function: NAD+ binding; histone deacetylase activity, NAD-dependent. Bases 1 to 1032 code for a protein of 343 amino acids.